Molecule: messenger RNA, 1829 nt
Organism: Castor canadensis (American beaver)
Lineage: Eukaryota; Metazoa; Chordata; Mammalia; Rodentia; Castoridae
Source: RefSeq, a predicted model, not a curated record
CUUAAAGGAUAAGUUAGAAGAAUACAUGGCUCGAUUUUCCAAAGUAAGGAUUGUUCGCACUAAAAAAAGGGAAGGGCUCAUCCGAACUCGACUUCUGGGGGCAUCUAUGGCCAGAGGAGAGGUGCUGACAUUCCUGGACUCCCACUGUGAGGUCAACGUGAACUGGCUGCCCCCACUCCUUAACCAAAUUGCACUAAACCACAAAACCAUCGUGUGUCCCAUGAUUGAUGUCAUUGACCACAAUCACUUUGGGUAUGAGGCACAAGCUGGGGACGCCAUGAGAGGAGUCUUCGACUGGGAAAUGUACUACAAAAGAAUCCCCAUCCCUCCAGAGCUCCAGAGGGCAGAUCCCAGCGACCCUUUUGAGUCUCCUGUCAUGGCCGGAGGUCUCUUUGCUGUGGAUCGAAAAUGGUUUUGGGAAUUAGGUGGGUACGAUCCAGGUUUAGAAAUCUGGGGAGGAGAACAGUAUGAAAUCUCUUUUAAGGUUUGGAUGUGUGGAGGAGAAAUGUUUGACGUUCCAUGUUCUAGAGUUGGUCAUAUCUACAGGAAGUACGUCCCUUACAAAGUUCCAUCUGGGACCAGCCUUGCAAGAAACCUGAAGCGGGUGGCUGAGACCUGGAUGGAUGAAUUUGCUGAAUACAUUUACCAACGGCGGCCUGAGUACAGACACCUCUCUACAGGGGACAUCUCUGCCCAGAAGGAGUUGCGCAAACAGCUCAAGUGCAAAGACUUCAAAUGGUUCAUGGCUGCAGUGGCCUGGGAUGUGCCUAAGUACUACCCUCCAGUGGAGCCCCCACCUGCUGCCUGGGGGGAGAUCAGAAAUGUAGCAGCAAAUCUGUGUGUGGACAGCAAGCAUGGAGCCACAGGAACUGAGCUGAGACUGGACAUCUGUGUCAAGGAUGGCUCUGAAAGGACAUGGUCUCAUGAACAGUUCUUCACCUUUGGAUGGAGAGAAGAUAUUCGACCUGGUGAACCACUGCAUACCCGAAAAUUCUGCUUUGAUGCAAUCUCACACAGUAGCCCUGUCACUCUCUAUGACUGUCAUGGCAUGAAGGGGAACCAGUUCUGGGGAUACCGGAAGGACAGAAUAUUAUUUCAUCCUGUGAGCAAUAGCUGCAUGGAUUGCAACCCCGCAGAGAAGAAGAUUUUCAUGGCCAGAUGUGACCCUCUGUCUGAGACUCAGCAGUGGAUUUUUGAACACAUCAACAUGACUGUUUUAGAAAAAAUUAACCACCAUACCAGCUCCUAGAAAAAGAGAAGGAAGAAAGAGUGAUUACCUACAAAUUAUGAGCUAUAUUUUAGCCAGCAUCUGGGUCAAAGGAGUCAGGAAUAACAUUUCCUAGAUCCAGGAACCUGGUUUAAAGAUUUGUAAAUGCCAUGUCGAAAGUAGGUUGUCCUGAAGAACUUCCUGCAUCUGAACAACUUGGCUGAGAACCUCACCAGCUGCUUCUGAGAACUCAAGACUAGUGGUUCCCUUGCUGGCCAAGGGCAAAGAUUAUUUAGGGACUUUUCAAAACAACUGCUGAGUUAAUAAAUCCUAGCAUUUCUCAGGUCAAAUCCUGCAGUAGUGAGUAGCUAUGAAUGGAUCCUAUUAACCUGGUGGGAGGGGGGAAGGAAAUAGAGUGCAUGACUGCUCUGACAACCUGAGGAUACCACAGGUUUAGAACUAGCCACACUUAAGGGUGAGCUGUACUCUUUGGUGCCAUUCUCUGACUAAGAAUGGGUUAAGCAGGUUUAACCCUUAAAAGUGCUGCAGAUGAUUUUAGAGUGCUCAUACUAUUCUGUUUUCUUUUGAAACAAGAGUGCGAUAUCUAAUACUUAAAUCACAU